Molecule: messenger RNA, 846 nt
Organism: Fusarium keratoplasticum
Lineage: Eukaryota; Fungi; Ascomycota; Sordariomycetes; Hypocreales; Nectriaceae
Product: BZIP domain-containing protein
Exons: 2
Coding region: 1-846 (281 amino acids)
Biological process (GO): regulation of transcription by RNA polymerase II
Cellular component (GO): nucleus
Molecular function (GO): RNA polymerase II transcription regulatory region sequence-specific DNA binding; DNA-binding transcription activator activity, RNA polymerase II-specific
Source: RefSeq, a predicted model, not a curated record
AUGUCCAACUACAACGGCCGCCGCGGCCCCAAUGUGUCGCAGUAUCUCCGCGACCUCAAUGCCAUCAACCGCCAGGAGACUUCCAAUGACGAGCCCUUCAACAUGGAGGAGGACCUUGCUCUGUUCACCAACACCCAGUUCUUCGACUUCGAGACUGGUCAGAACACCGACUACCAGGCCCAUCCCGUCAAGACUGACAUGGAGGCUCCCCCGAGCACUUCGCCUUCCGACGGCAUGACCCCGGCACCCUCUGUCGUGGGCGACCUCUCCAACUUUGAUUUCAUCCAGGGUGACUUUAGCUUCCCCGAGUUUACCAGCGCCUAUCCGUCGACCCCCUUGAACGGCUUCGCGGAUGGUGCUCAGAACUUCCAGGCCAUGCAGCCCAACCCUUCUGCCGCCUAUCAGCCCGUCCCCCAGCAGCAGCAACAGCCUGCCCACUAUGGCCAGCAACCCGCCCCCCAGUCCGCUGAGAAGCGCAAGUCUGAGAGUGGUCCCGGCGUGGGCCGCUCCCUGAACUUCGAGGAAGCCUCCCGCCAGGCUGCCGAGGAGGACAAGCGGAGGCGUAACACGGCCGCCAGCGCCCGCUUCCGCAUCAAGAAGAAGCAGCGCGAGCAGGCCCUCGAGAAGUCGGCCAAGGAGAUGUCGGAGAAGGUCACCUCCCUCGAGAGCAAGGUGCAGCAGCUCGAGAUGGAGAACAAGUGGCUCAAGAACCUCCUCGUCGAGAAGAACGAGGGCAACGACGAGAUCGUCACACUGUGGAAGGAGUUUGCCGCCUCCAAGACUGGCGGCGACAAGAACAAGCCCGAGUCAAAAUCUGACUCCCCCGUCAAGGAGGAGACAAGGUAA